This is a messenger RNA of Rotaria sp. Silwood1, 840 nucleotides long. NCBI's taxonomy places the organism in Eukaryota, Metazoa, Rotifera, Eurotatoria, Philodinida, Philodinidae. The record is from the annotation of a GenBank genome assembly.
CAAGCAUUUCGAACAGAAAAUAUUGAUUUAAUGUUCAUCUUUCAUUUUUUCCUCAUCGAUAUUUAUAAUUAAUUACAAAACUUUUAUUCAAAACAAUUUUUAAAUAAUUCAAGAUAUCCAAAUGACAAACUUAUGGCGUAUCGAGGACAAUCUAUGAGAAUGGUAGAAUUCGAUCAAAUCAAGGGCAAUAUUGGAUGUUUAAUAUCGAUCAAUGCAUUUUUUUCUAGCUCAAAAAACUCCGAUAUGGCAAAGAUCUACUCAGGUUCAACUACGACAGAUUCAGAAUUCUUGUCAGUUAUAUUUGAAAUUGAAGUUCAUCUAACUCAUCAUGCGACGAAACGACCAUUUGCUUCUAUUGAACAUUUGAGCCAAUUUCCCGAAGAAGAAGAAAUAUUAUUUUCUCGGUUGGUGCAUUUUUUCGCAUUCUCAAUGUCGAUGAUCGACGAGCAACCGAUGAUCAUUGCCUGGUUAAAAUAAUGAUGGUCGAAAAUGACGAUGAUUUGAAUGAACUUCGCAGCGAACGAAUUAGAUCGGGAAUAUUCACAUUAUGGGAAUCUCUGUGAUUUAGGUUCUGCUUUAAUCGGUAUGAGUGAUUAUGAUCGAGCAGAAAGAUAUUUUCAAAUGUUACUGGAACACACACCAGAAUCGAAUCCAUCGUUUGGUCUUAUACAAAAUUUUCUGGGCAUUAUUUAUGUCAAUUGAGGAGAUUAUCAGAAAGCAUUUGAAUUUCAAAAACGAGCAUUAAAAUUUUGGACUCAAGAUUCAUUGAUUCAAAGUAAUCAACAUCACAUUGCUAAUACCUAUGCUCAUCUUGAUGCUGCUUAUCGUCAUCUUGAAUAA